AUGGGGAUCCAAAGAAAUGAUUUAUUGCAAGAGUGCUGGAACAGACCAAAGCCAUAUCCCAGGUAUUGUCGAAAUACGCGCCCCCUCGUCACAACCUGGCAGGAUAUUUACGUGUUUGAGUCCAUUCACAAGGUGCUACAUCCUCUCCAGGAAUUUACUGAUGCUCUUUCUGGAGAGGAGUAUGUCAGCAUCUCCUACCUCAAACCAGUUCUGCAUCUUCUGGCCACAUCAGUCCUGGCUGAAGAUGAUGAGGACACUGACCUGUCUAGGUCGAUUAAAACCAAGGUCCUGACAUACCUCAGUGACAAAUAUAGUGACUCUGACACCACAGAGCGUUUGGAUGUCAUAUCAUUUCAGGAUCCGAGGUUCAAAAAACAGUACAUCAGCGCAGACUACAUCCCUGCCAUUAAGACUCGACUGAAGACUGAAAUGGAAUGGUCAGCAAGACUAAGUUUGGGGGCUCAUGGACGCUACGCUCAAAAGCUGCUGAAUGACUUGUUUUCCAAUUACACCAGUGCGCUGAGGCCUGUGGAGGACACAGACCACAUCAUCAAUGUCACCCUACAGAUCACCCUCUCCCAGAUUAUUGACAUGGAUGAGCGGAACCAGAUUCUGACCACCUACUUAUGGAUCCGCCAAGUGUGGACAGAUGCCUACCUCACUUGGAAGAAGGAGGAUUAUGAUGGCCUUGAUACUAUCCGCAUACCUAGUAGUUAUGUCUGGAGACCUGACAUCGUCCUGUACAACAGUGCAGACGACCAGUUCUCCAGCUCCAUGGAGACCAACGUGGUGAUCCGUAACGAUGGCCAGAUCAUGUGGGACCAGCCGGCCAUCACCAAAAGCUCCUGUUCAGUGGAUGUGGCCUUCUUCCCCUUCGACUUGCAGCAGUGUCGCCUCACUUUUGGUUCCUGGACGCACAAUGGCAACCAGAUGGACCUGGUCAAUGCCUUGGAUUCUGCUGACCUGGCUGACUUCGUCCCCAACGUGGAGUGGGAGGUAGAGGGCAUGCCUUCCAAGAAGAACAUCAUCCUGUAUGGCUGUUGCUCAGAACCCUACCCCGACAUCACCUACACACUGCACCUUAAGAGACGCGCCUCUUUUUACAUCUUCAAUCUGCUCAUCCCCUGCAUGAUGAUCUCCUUCCUGGCUCCACUUGGCUUCUACCUGCCGGCGGACUCUGGGGAGAAGGUGUCUCUGGGAGUCACUGUGCUGCUGGCCCUCACUGUGUUUCAGCUGCUGGUGGCAGAGAGCAUGCCCCCCUCUGAGAGUGUGCCACUCAUAGGAAAGUACUAUAUUGCUACCAUGACGAUGAUUACUGCAUCAACCGCAUUGACUAUCUUCAUCAUGAAUAUUCACCAUUGUGGUCCCGAGGCCCGCCCCGUCCCAGAAUGGGCCCAAAAAUUCAUCCUGCACUACCUGGCCCAAAUCUGCUUCGUCUACGAAGUUGGUGAAAACUGCGUGGGUGUAAAUUCGGCCAAGACACAGACUCCGCUGCAGGAGGACUUCGAGGCUGCACUGGAAAGCAACAACCCUCGAGGGAUGAACUGGGAUGUUAAUGGGAAGACCUGGGGAGGUCAGAGAGAGAAGAGAGUUGGAGAGCCAGUGGUGGAAGAGCGUCUGAAGCCGGGAGAGAUUUACUCUGAGCAGGCAGACUGGAAGCAAGACCUGUUUGUGAGCAUCGAUCACUCAGAAGAGGAAGGAGCCACUGGAGGGUGUCGGAUUAAGGAGCAGGAGUCGAGGAGCACCUGUGAAAGUGGAGCAGGGGAGGAUGAAGGUAAAGGGAUAGGGCCAGGGGAACAAGGCGGAGGAGAAGUGGAGGGGAAGAAGAUCUUACUUGGAGCCCAGUGUGUGUGCCAACAUGAGGGCUUACAGAGGAACAUCGAGUAUAUCGCCAACUGCUACCAGGAUCAACGCACUACGCAGAUACGCAUCGGGGAGUGGAGGAAGGUCGCCAAGGUCAUGGACCGAUUCUUUAUGUGGCUCUUCUUCAUCAUGGUCUUCCUCAUGAGCCUGCUCAUCAUGGGGAAGGCUAUCUGAGAGAGAUCGGUUUCUGAAGGGUUAGUGCCAACCUACAAUAAAGAAUAACAAUAGAAUUUAAAAUUUGAUAGAAUUUAAGUGUGUCCAAUCAGCGAUUUUUUGUGUUGGUGCACUACAAUUUGUGUCUGUCCCAAUAGGUCUUUCCAUCUUGUAUGUUUAACAUCUUGUUUCUCA
Lampris incognitus (smalleye Pacific opah) is the source of this 2211-nucleotide messenger RNA. Its product is annotated as neuronal acetylcholine receptor subunit alpha-9-like. Lineage: Eukaryota; Metazoa; Chordata; Actinopteri; Lampriformes; Lampridae. Gene Ontology annotation, molecular function: acetylcholine-gated monoatomic cation-selective channel activity; transmembrane signaling receptor activity. Bases 1 to 2037 code for a protein of 678 amino acids. Gene Ontology annotation, cellular component: neuron projection; synapse; postsynaptic membrane. Gene Ontology annotation, biological process: signal transduction; nervous system process; chemical synaptic transmission. The record is from RefSeq and is a predicted model, not a curated record. The transcript has 7 exons.